GUCUGCUCCUCCUAGUCUUACCUUCUCGAAGCCGCCCAUCAUGGCCUCGUCCUCGUCGACGUCCUCUUGGACGAGUAAGAGGGUCGUAGCGUACAGCCUCUCAUCCUCGCGGACGACUGAGAGCCGCACCGUACCCUCUUCUCAUCCAGCGUACACGCAGCCUUCUUCAACGAGGGACAGAAUACCCUCUGAGCAUGCCCACUAUGCGACGGCAAGGAUGCACUCGUCAUCGUCGUCCGCAGAUCAAUCCGGCUGCAUCGUCGUUGCGCGCGCCAUUCACGAGGGCCAAACUCUGGAGCUCAGCCUCAUUCGCCUUGACAAUGACGGCAACGAGCUCCCGAUGGGCAUCUCCUCGCCGAUACCUUGCCCACAACACUUCCUCUUUCCUGCCCCUCUCUUGCCUGGCUUUUCCAUAUUCCUCGACGAAUUCUCUGGCGGCGUCGCUUUCAUCGGCAUCACAAUCACCGGAUGGCUCUUCCACCUCCGCUUCCCACCGCCAGGCGCCUUUUACGCGUCAACGCUCCCGCACGACUGGGCGUCUGAACACAAGGUAGCCAGCCUCGUCGAGUCGAGCAGCAACACAAUGAGCCCGCAACGAGGAGGCUCGCCGCUACCGCCCAUCCGCGCAAACGCACUCGUCCAUAUCGUUGAUCCAACGACUGUCCUCGUCGCUUGCGAGGAUGGAGCCCUCAUCAAGCUGCAGCGCCAGAGCGACGACGACGAAUGGCGCGAAACGAUGCUGCGCUCAACUUCGUUCUUCAAGAACUUUUCCAAGUUCUUUUCUCGCUCCUCGCCCUCGCCAGCCCAGCAGUCCGUGAGCGUCGACACGAGCCUUUCGGCCAAUGUCGCAUCCACCCAGGUCGUCUCCAUGGACACACUUGUACGGGACGAUGCCUCUUCGAUCGCGUUUUGCAUCUCACGUGAUCGCAAGCUCAGAGCAUGGGACCUCGUCACAGACUCCUGCGUCGUUACCGUCGACUUGCCUAGCGCUCUCGUCUCUGAAACCGAUGAGGCUACAGGCACCUCAUUGCCUCCCUUUGGCAGCCGCGGCGCAAGCAGGCCGCAUGUACGCGUCUUCCAGCCAGACGCUCGAGAUGAAAGCGAGUAUCCACUCUACCUCCUCGUUUUUGUUCCAACGCCGCUUCCCACUGGCUCCUUCUUUGCCCUGUACGGCGUCGAGCUCGCCGGCGCUAAGUCAUCGACGCGGGCUAUCGCCACGCGAUCACCGGUUCCGCCAUCUCACAACUCAGCAUCAGGUCAAGGAAUCAGUCAAAUUGCGCUACUGUGGCAGAAAGCUUGUGACCAGGAGACGAAAGGAAUGGCUGCUGAACUGCGAGAUGCAAUCGUCAUGUCGAGCGACGAGUGGGCGCUCUGGACGCUUUGGGAUGCAGGCGGACGCUCUCUCAUCAAACAGUCAAUCGUACACUUGAUCGAAGAAGAGCAGGAUGGUGAAGAGACCACCGUUGACUCUGAGGACUGGAGCACGACAGCCUACGACCCAUCCACCACAUAUACCCCGCUGCGAGGCAGCGAGAUCGAGGCUCUCCUCUCGACAGCCGAGCAAGACUACGACUCAUCGCCGCAAUCUGCGGCGAGCUCCUUCUAUCUUUCUCGCAUCAUGGAGGCAGGCAGGUAUAGCGUCUCUUCGCUCGAGUGGGCAGUCGACGUCUAUGCUGCAGCGCUCCUCGACUCGCUGUCCUCCGCACGCCUCGCGCUCCCGGCCGCUCUGCAACCGGACGCUGCAUUUCAGUCUUUGGCAGACCAGAUCGCGUUAACUGUCGGUUCUGGCGUACAGCUCGAGAUCGAUCCCGAGACGGGUGCUGUCCUGCACGAAGAGUUCAAGACGGCGAUCCGACGAGAGUGGCAGAGGUUCAUUGGCUUGCUGGAAGAGGCAGAUGGUCAGGGUCGGUGGCCGAUCGAGUUUGUUGCCUCCUCCGAUGACGAGCGCUGGACUACACCCUUGGUGUUAACAAGGGACCGCCUGGCCUUUACCAUCCACAAAGACGCCGUGGAUGCCCUGGUAGCACUGGCGGAAGGUCACUGUGUCGGCGCAGCGCAGCGGUCAGGAGGCUCUCUCACCGCUGUAGCCCAAGAGAUCAGCCACGAGAACAAUGAUGGCCAGCUCGCGCGCAAGCGUCGUCGUCUCGCACAACAUCUCAACGCGGCCAACACUGGUAGUGAGGCGAGAGAAGAAGACUACGGCGAGGCAGCCAUCAGCGAUCUGGGGGAGAUGAGCGUGGCACUUGCCACUGUUGCAACAGCGCUCACCUCGAGUCUUCCCGCCAUCUCCGUCGAUGCUUUCGCCCGCGACACACUCCAGCUCGUGUCACAACCUCUUGGUUCGGAUAUCAAUGACGCCGCGCUGGACCUCUGGAACGCUGGACUCGAUGCUGGGCUUGAAGAGCUGCAAGAGCCUGCCCUGGCUGUGCUCACACGGCUGGCUGAGUCGAAAGUUGCAACGGUCCUUCCUGCCGAAGAGACAGUAUCGGAAGAUAUCGAUUGGGAAAAGCCGGCCUUGGAGCCGGCCUUCUUUGCCCUCGCCGACCUACUCAUCUCAAGUCCCUCACUGAACUCGAAGAAGGACAGCCUCAUUUGGAACAGGUCGUUACUGCGAACGGAGAUCGCCUCGGCAUUCGUGGCUGAUGGCGCCUACCAGUCGCUUCGCAAUCGCACACGGCUCAGCAAGUCGCUGCUGCUGCUUGUGCUGGCUAUCCAUGCCAUGAGCGCCAGUGAGGAUGACGAAGCGGCUUCUGUCGCAAGCUCAUUCGAGCGGCUGCCAAAUCUCAUCGUCCGCCUCAUCACUGUCUUUCACUCACUCUCACUCGCCGUCAAGCUUGCAGACCUGCCCCUCCCCCCGGAGGAGUCCCGUAGCGCGGUCGUCCUGGCAUGCAAGGGCACGCAUGAGGACGACAUCGCGAAGGAGCUCGGUCUGCUCAAUGUCAGCGAGCAAAGCCGCAUAGCCGUCGCGGCGCCUACUUCUGGCCUCGUCCACUUUUGCGUAGCGCAAGAGAUGCUGAGGACGGACAGCGGGGACGAUAGAGAGGGCGCUGCUGCAUCACAAAUGCUAGCUCACGCUGUCUCAUCCACGCUGCAAGCCAUGGGCAUCUCGUCGAGUUGCGAUGCACGCGAGGCCAUCCAAUUGCCUACUCUUGGCGCGAGGCAGGCUCUCUUGUGCCACAGCCUCGUGUCGCACGGCGUCCCUCUCGCCUGUCGGCUAUUGGCCAACGCCUUUGCUGAAACGCCUGCGUCAUCAUAUCUGAGCGCACUUGCGCUGCUCCAGCAAGGCUGCUUCGUCGAAGCUGCCGAAGCUUUCUCAUCCAGCAUGGCUGGCAUCCUCGCUCUGAGCCAACGCCCCAUCAGACAAGAUCAGCAGCUCCUCGCGCAGCUUCUGCCCCCUUCGGUACUAUCCGGCGAAUACGACAGUGCCGAAGCGGUCUCUGACAUCCUUCUUGCCAGAUACUGCCGCCAUGUCGCCGACCUUUUCGAGCCCUUCCUAGCUCAUUCCCAAAUCGUGGCCUUUGUCACCAAAGCUUUGCGCCUCGCUCGCAGCACCAAGUCGACGGAAGUUCAAUCGCCCGCCGAUGCUCGUGAGCUCUACUUCCGCCUCUUCCGCUCGCAACUUCACCUCGGCGACUACGCUGCAAGCUACUCUACAGUCAUGGAGAUGCCCUCGGACGUGCUGCGUCGCGACUGCCUGCGAACGCUCAUCUCAGCCAUGUGUGAGACAGGCCACGUAUCGCAGCUGCUCGAGUUCAACUUUGCAGGCUUGCAAGCUGAGGUGGAGCGCAACCUGAGUUUCAAGGCUCGCAACUGCGACCCGACCGCGCUGCCCAACUUCUUCCACAUCCUCUAUUCGUACCAUGUUCAUCGCAGCGACUUCAAAUCCGCUGGAGCUGUCAUGUACCAACAGGCCCAUCGACUCGGGGAGCUGCAACGCAUUGCCAACGGGACUAGCGCCGCUUCUGUGUACGACGAUUUCCUGGACCUCGCGGUUCAGCAGGCUCGCAGCUAUCUGACAGCGAUCAACGCCCUCUCGCUCCUCGAUGCCAACAAUGCUUGGUUUGCAGACGCGCUCAACACUAGCGCAAUGCGAGAGUACGAGGAAGAGAAUCUUGCACCCGCGACGAUGUCAGCUCGACUUCACCCGUCCUCGUCUGCGAAGAAGCUGUCGAGCUACAUUCCCUCCUCUCAUUGGCAAGCAGGCAGCAAAGAGAUCCGCAUCGUCCAACAAGACGAUGUCCGGCGGGAGUAUCGCCUAGUCCUAUCACGGCUGGAACUUGUGCAAAUGUAUCCCGAGCUAGCAAGCGCAACAAUGACGCUAAGCGCGACGGACAUCGUCUCGCUACUGAUCCGCAACGAGGAGUACGACAAGGCCUUUACGGCCGCACGUGGCCUGGAUGUCGACCCCUGUGGCAUCUUUGCGCAGCUAGCCGUCAAGUGCGCCACGAGCGCUUUCUUGCAAAGCUAUCGCAAAGAGGUGGCGGAAAAAGAACUCCAGGCGCAAGAUCCCGAGGGUACAGGAGUGGAGGCAAAUAAGAUGCUUGAUUUGCUUGCUGGCGAUUAUGAGGCAGGGCAAGGAAGCGAAGCAGAAGAGGAGGAGGGUGAAGAUUGGUCGGCAGGAUGGGGCUUUUUGCGCUCGUCGGAUCGCACAUCAGGCUGGACGGGGUCUUUGGCGGAGCGAGCCUGGCGCUACCUGAAGCUCAACCUCGAGAUCGAAGAUGCUCGUGGGCCAGAGACGGUUUGGCGCCAUCGCGUCAUAGUACUCGAGCGUCUCCUUGCGCUGAGGCGGUCGGAUGGCGGUAAGCUCGAGGUGCCCCUCUGGCUACUGGGCUGGUUUGAGAAUGAGCAGCCGGAGCUGCUGAUCAAGGUCUACCUCAAGACAGAUCGAGUGGACGAAGCACUGCAAGCUGCGAUUCGCUGGGUGCAGAAGAGCAAUUCAGAGGCUCGCACGCGCAAGGUCACGGGUGGUGGUGCAGGGGCAAUGCUGCCGCAGCGCUACAUUGCCUACGUGACGCUCGACUCUCUGAUGAAGCGCGCCAUCGAUCCUGAUGAGCGACCGGUGUCUGCGACAGAGUCAGCGGCUGCGACGAGAGCAUUGGUAGAUGAGUUGAAGAAGGUGAUCGGGCAGAGGGGCGAGAUGAUGAUGAGCGACUGGCACGAGAAGCGAAAUGUAUUUGAAGACAGGCAAAAGAAGGCGAUGCAGGGAGAGUCGGCGAUGCAGUGGGCGUAGAACGAUUGUAAGAGUAAUCGAUAGCACACAACACUGCCGUUUGGUGAAGCGCGGGCGUGAAUCGGAUGGGCGCGCGUGGGUGUCGCACGAGAGGGGAGCCGGGCUGCGCGUGGAGGGGCCAAAAUGCA
This is a messenger RNA of Jaminaea rosea, 5358 nucleotides long. RefSeq lists its product as hypothetical. The transcript has a single exon. NCBI's taxonomy places the organism in Eukaryota, Fungi, Basidiomycota, Exobasidiomycetes, Microstromatales. The record is from RefSeq and is a predicted model, not a curated record. Bases 41 to 5230 code for a protein of 1729 amino acids. Gene Ontology annotation, cellular component: nuclear pore. Gene Ontology annotation, molecular function: structural constituent of nuclear pore.